Molecule: messenger RNA, 903 nt
Organism: Iphiclides podalirius (scarce swallowtail)
Lineage: Eukaryota; Metazoa; Arthropoda; Insecta; Lepidoptera; Papilionidae
Source: the annotation of a GenBank genome assembly
AUGCAAAGGUAUUCCAGGGAUGCCAUCAAGGGGGGUCCAUUCGGACUGGGCUGGGUGAGGCGGUCCCCCGCCGAACUCGACUUGUUCCGCCUAACCGACCCGCGGCUGGGCCCCGUAUUUACAUUGAGCGCGGGCCCCGCUUCGGCGGGAUUUAUGCGGAGGGCCGCGGUGUAUGACGUGCGCGUUAUUAUUGGCCCAGAUGCGUUGUUUUCGCCGUUUCACCGGCCCGAGGAGGACGCGAAGCCCGCUGGCGACGCGGACGGCGUCCGCUGCUACUGCAACACCGCGCAGUGCGUGGGCACCGGCUACAUGUGCAGGUCGCGCCCCGGCGGCGGCUGCUACAGCGAGCUGCCGGCGCCGAGGAGGCCGCACCACGCGCGACACGGCUGUCUGCACCACCUGGCCGACAGUGAACAGGAGGCACUUGCCCACUGCCAGAAUAGUCCGUCGCCUGGAGCUCCACCACCAGGGGAACAUUCGUUGCUGCUCUGCUGCUUCCGGGACCUCUGCAACCACGAGGACAGCCCCCUGGCGAGGGCCAGGCUGAACCUCACCAAUGAGUUAGAUCCGAACGGGGUGGCAACAGAGCGCGGCGCCACCUACAACAGCGAGGUAUGGUUCAAGGCUGCCACCAUAGCGGUGCCCGUUUGCGGCGCACUCAUCCUGUUCCUGCUGGUAGCUGUUGCUGUCAGGCUGCUGAGGGCAGACGCACUGCUCCAGGCCGAUCGGAAACUGAGAGGCGGCUAUAUGUCUCCAGCGCAGCAUUGUCCCGAAGACGUGAAGAAGGUGUGGGUCGGCAACGCGUCCUCGCCUCUUCUAGUGGCCCCCGGCGGUUGCCUGGUGGCCGUAGAGAGGGCCCAGCUAGUCGACGCCCCCUCCGCGCAGCUCUGCGACAUCCAGCGG